Messenger RNA from Myotis davidii, 3476 nucleotides. RefSeq names its product kinase suppressor of ras 2 (gene KSR2). The record is from RefSeq and is a predicted model, not a curated record. The transcript is spliced from 19 exons. Bases 627 to 3476 code for a protein of 949 amino acids. Lineage: Eukaryota; Metazoa; Chordata; Mammalia; Chiroptera; Vespertilionidae. Gene Ontology annotation, molecular function: ATP binding; protein kinase activity. Gene Ontology annotation, biological process: protein phosphorylation.
GACAGCCGCCAGCCGCAGUCGCCGCCGCAGCCGCGGGAGCCAUGCAGGCAGCUCCCUGAGAACGCGCUAAAGCACCCCAAACGGUGGACGAUGCCGUGUCACUGCAACUGGGAGGGGGCAAACCAGAUUUCUUCUCCUUUUUUUUUACAUAAAAGCCAGCCAGCCAAAAAUACAUAAUUUUGCCCUCCACGGAGCCGGUGUGUAAAGAGUGAGCGCUAUUUCCCUUCUUCUCCGCCUCUCCCUCCGCCUCCUCUCCUCCCCCUCCUCGUUUUCCUCCUCCUCCUCCCUAAGUGUACAGACAGCAUCACAUCACCUGGUUUGCUUCUGAGAAACGGCAUCUCUCCUUUUCAGGGACCAGAGACUCAGAGAGAGAGAGAGAGAGAGGAGACAUUCUAAUGGAGUCGGCUUGAUACCCCAAAAUAAAAUAAUAAAUUUUGGCUCUUGUCCCCUCCUCCCACCCCACCCCCUCAACCCUGUGUGAGAUGUUAGGUUUCUUCUUCAUGAGACAUUGAGGAGUCGCAGUGGUUGGAAAGGCGUAGGGGGUAGGCUACCUCUACACCCCCUCGCCCCCCUUUUUUCUCUCUGGGAGGAGGAGGAGGAGGGGAAGGGGGCUUGCAGAGCAAGCGAUGGAUGAGGAAAACAUGACGAAAAGCGAGGAGCAGCAGCCUCUGAGUUUGCAAAAAGCCUUACAGCAGUGCGAGUUGGUCCAAAACAUGAUAGACCUGAGUAUCUCCAACCUGGAAGGGCUUAGGACCAAAUGUGCUACCUCCAACGACCUCACACAAAAAGAAAUCCGGACCCUGGAGAGCAAGCUGGUGAAGUACUUCAGCCGGCAGCUGUCCUGCAAGAAGAAGGUGGCCCUGCAGGAGCGCAACGCCGAGCUGGACGGCUUCCCCCAGCUCCGGCACUGGUUCCGCAUCGUCGACGUGCGCAAGGAAGUCCUGGAGGAAAUCACCCCAGGCCAGCUGAGCCUGGAGGACCUCUUGGAGAUGACGGAUGAGCAGGUGUGUGAAACCGUGGAGAAAUACGGAGCCAACCAGGAGGAAUGUGCCCGCCUCAAUGCCUCCCUCUCCUGCCUCCGGAACGUGCACUUGUCAGGCGGCAACCUUUCCAAACAAGACUGGACCAUCCAGUGGCCCACCACGGAGACGGGGAAGGAGAACAGCCCAGUGUGUGCCCCGGAGCCGACGCCAUGGAUCCGCACCCACCUCUCCCAGAGCCCCAGGGUGCAGUCCAAGUGUGCCCAGCUGUACUGUCACGCCAGCCCCACCCCUGGGGCCCCUGUGUAUACCCAAGUGGACAGGCUCACCGUGGACACCUACCCGGGCCUGUGCCCGCCACCGCCCCUGGAAUCAGGCCACCGUUCCCUGCCCCCGUCGCCCCGGCAGCGGCAUGCAGUCCGCACCCCGCCACGCACCCCCAAUAUCGUCACCACCGUGACCCCGCCAGGCACGCCACCCAUGAGGAGGAAGAACAAGCUGAAGCCCCCAGGGACCCCGCCGCCCUCCUCCCGGAAGCUGAUCCACUUGCUCCCGGGGUUCACGGCCCUGCAUCGGAGCAAGUCCCACGAAUUCCAGCUGGGCCACCGCGUGGAUGAGGCCCAUACACCCAAAGCCAAGAAGAAAAGCAAGCCCUUGAACCUCAAGAUCCAUAGCAGCGUGGGCAGCUGUGAGAACAUCCCAGCUCAGCAGCGCUCCCCGCUCCUGUGCGAGCGCUCCCUCCGCUCCUUCUUCGUGGGACAAGGGCCCUUCCUGCCCUCCACCCCUCCGGUCCACAGCGAGGCCAGCUUCUCCUCAAACACACUGUCAGUACCGCGCUGGUCCCCGCAGAUCUCUCGCAGAGACCUCAGCAACUCCAUCAAGCACAGGUUUUCCACCAAGUACUGGAUGUCUCAGACGUGCACAGUUUGUGGGAAAGGGAUGCUUUUUGGCCUCAAGUGUAAAAAUUGCAAGUUGAAGUGCCACAACAAAUGCACCAAAGAAGCCCCGCCCUGCCAUCUCCUCAUCAUCCACCGAGGAGAUCCAGCAAGGCUAGUCCGGACAGAGUCGGUCCCGUGUGACAUCAACAACCCUCUGCGAAAGCCACCCCGGUAUUCGGACCUGCACAUCAGUCAGACGCUCCCCAAAACCAACAAAAUCAACAAGGACCACAUCCCUGUCCCUUACCAGCCAGACUCCAGCAGCAACCCCUCGUCCACGACGUCCUCCACGCCCUCCUCGCCAGCACCCCCGCUCCCUCCCAGCGCCACUCCGCCGUCUCCCCUCCACCCUUCCCCGCAGUGCACCAGGCAGCAGAAGGCCUUCAACCUGCCAGCGUCCCACUACUACCAAUACAAGCAGCAGUUCAUCUUCCCAGAUGUGGUGCCAGUGCUGGAGACGCCGACCCGGGCACCCCAGGUCGUCCUGCAUCCAGUGACCUCGAAUCCCAUCUUGGAAGGAAAUCCAUUACUUCAAAUUGAAGUGGAGCCGACCUCAGAGAACGAAGAGGGCCAUGACGAGGCCGAGGAGUCGGAGGACGACUUCGAGGAGAUGAACCUGUCCCUCCUCUCGGCCCGGAGUUUCCCGCGCAAGGCCAGCCAGACCAGCAUCUUCCUGCAGGAGUGGGACAUCCCCUUCGAGCAGCUGGAGAUCGGCGAGCUCAUCGGGAAGGGCCGCUUCGGGCAGGUGUACCACGGCCGCUGGCACGGUGAGGUGGCCAUCCGGCUCAUCGACAUCGAGAGGGACAACGAGGAGCAGCUGAAGGCCUUCAAGCGGGAGGUGAUGGCCUACAGGCAGACGCGGCACGAGAACGUGGUGCUGUUCAUGGGCGCCUGCAUGAGCCCGCCCCACCUGGCCAUCAUCACCAGCCUCUGUAAAGGACGGACCCUCUAUUCGGUGGUGCGCGACGCCAAGAUCGUCUUGGAUGUCAAUAAAACCAGGCAGAUUGCCCAAGAAAUUGUGAAGGGCAUGGGCUACCUCCACGCCAAGGGAAUCCUGCACAAGGACCUCAAGUCCAAGAACGUCUUCUACGACAAUGGCAAAGUGGUGAUCACAGACUUUGGGCUCUUCAGCAUUUCCGGGGUGCUGCAGGCUGGCAGGCGGGAGGACAAGCUGCGCAUCCAGAACGGCUGGCUGUGCCACCUGGCGCCCGAGAUCAUCCGCCAGCUGUCCCCCGACACGGAGGAGGACAAGCUGCCCUUCUCCAAGCACUCGGACGUCUUCGCCCUCGGAACAAUCUGGUAUGAACUUCACGCCAGGGAGUGGCCUUUCAAGACCCAGCCAGCAGAGGCAAUCAUCUGGCAAAUGGGCACAGGCAUGAAACCCAACCUCAGCCAGAUCGGCGUGGGAAAAGAGAUCUCGGACAUCCUUCUCUUCUGCUGGGCCUUUGAACAGGAGGAGAGACCCACCUUCACCAAGCUCAUGGACAUGCUGGAGAAACUGCCAAAACGAAACCGCCGCCUGUCUCACCCCGGGCAUUUCUGGAAGUCGGCAGAGUAG